CCCCUGCACCGCCAUGGCUGCCCUCCUCCUCCUCCUCCUUCAGGCCACUGCCACCUCAGCCUUUCUCCUCUCAUCUCCCUCCUCUGUCUUGACAUCAUCCUCUCCUGCCUCGUCCCUUUCCCUUGCGUCGCAGAGAUCUUCCUCUCCUCUCCAUGCCCGCCCGACUCCGUGUCUCGGCGCUCCAUCGUUCCAUGCGCAGCAGAAGGGCUUGAUUUCUCUGCGCAUGUCCGAGGAUAACGAAGAGGAGAUGGCAAAGAAGUACUAUGAGCAGAACUCAGGCCUCGGAUACAGGAAGAACGAUCAGGAUGUCUUGCUUUUUGCCACAGGUGCCCUCAUCCUCUUCAUCCCCCUCAUCUUCGUCGGGAUCGCCAUUGCGACAGGAUACGUUCCUCUGGAUUACUUGAGAUAAGCGUGCCUUGAUGUCAAACUCCUCCUCCUCCUCCUCCUGCAUCGAUCUUGUUAAGUCGAAUGUGCGAAUCAUAAGGAGGGGAGGGGAGGAUAGUCCUUACCUCCCAUCAGCCCUGCUCCUACCCGC
Molecule: messenger RNA, 535 nt
Organism: Guillardia theta CCMP2712
Lineage: Eukaryota; Cryptophyceae; Pyrenomonadales; Geminigeraceae
Exons: 2
Coding region: 14-409 (131 amino acids)
Source: RefSeq, a predicted model, not a curated record